Messenger RNA from Helicoverpa armigera (cotton bollworm), 2585 nucleotides. It is a transcript of the gene Dph1, whose product is annotated as 2-(3-amino-3-carboxypropyl)histidine synthase subunit 1. Gene Ontology annotation, molecular function: 2-(3-amino-3-carboxypropyl)histidine synthase activity. The transcript is spliced from 2 exons. Gene Ontology annotation, biological process: protein histidyl modification to diphthamide. The record is from RefSeq and is a predicted model, not a curated record. Bases 181 to 1431 code for a protein of 416 amino acids. NCBI's taxonomy places the organism in Eukaryota, Metazoa, Arthropoda, Insecta, Lepidoptera, Noctuidae.
GUUUUCAAAAACGAAGUGUCAUUUCCUCGUUUGAUAAACGGAACGCAAAUUCAUGCGAAAAGUCACGUAGGCCACCGCGCGCGUGUUUAUAUUUUGAUUUAAUAUUAUAAUAACCUGUGCAAUAAUGUGUAUUGCAUUUAUAGACUUUUGAAUAGCAUAAUGCGAUUGUAGUGUCUCAAUAUGGAAGAUUUUGGAUUAAACCCAGGCGUAGUUGUAGUGCGCGCUAAGCCAGAAGGUCAGAGAAAGACUUUCAAACCCAAUAUUCGGGCUGUAAAUAAAAUUCCACCCGAAUUACUCAAUGACCCUUUGUUAAAUAGAGCGUGUGAAGCUCUCCCACAGAAUUACAAUUUUGAAAUACACAAAACAAUAUGGAGAAUACGGUCUUUGGGUUCAAAACGAGUGGCUCUGCAGUUACCUGAAGGUCUGACAAUGUUUGCGACUACGUUAUGUGAUAUUAUAGAGGCAUUCACUGAAGCUGACACAGUUAUAAUGGGCGACGUGACUUAUGGAGCCUGCUGCAUCGACGACUUCACCGCCAUCGCGCUCGGCGUCGACCUACUCGUACAUUACGGACACUCCUGCCUAAUACCCAUAGACCAGACUUGUGACAUCAAGGUACUCUACAUAUUCGUUGACAUUAAGAUAGAUCCGUCACAUUUUGUGGAAACUGUUAAACUAAACUUUCCAAAAGAAACUCAUUUAGCUUUAGUUAGUACAAUACAAUUUGUAACCACAUUGCAUUCUGUGGCUAAGAUUCUAAGGAGUGAGGAAUAUACAGUCACUGUUCCACAAUGUAAGCCUCUGUCCCCUGGAGAGAUCCUUGGAUGCACUUCUCCUAAGUUAAAUUCAGAUGUAGUCAUAUACCUAGGUGAUGGUAGAUUUCACUUAGAAUCUAUAAUGAUAGCUAAUCCUAAGGUAGCAGCAUAUAAGUAUGACCCCUAUGACAAGAAGUUUACUUCAGAGUUAUAUGAGCAUGAGACAAUGCAGGCUAACAGACAGAACCAGAUUAAAAUUGCUGAAGAAGCAGAUAACUUUGGCCUAAUAUUAGGAACACUAGGAAGACAAGGAAGUACAAAAGUGUUAAGCAAUUUAGAAAAGCAAAUCACUAAUUCUGACAAAUCAUAUGUAAAGAUACUUUUAUCUGAGAUUUUUCCUAGUAAAUUAGCCUUAUUUGGGCUUGAUGCCUUUGUUCAGGUUGCUUGCCCAAGGCUUUCUAUAGAUUGGGGAACUGCUUUCCCAAAGCCUUUACUGACUCCUUAUGAGUUUUCUGUAUCAUUAGGUAAUAGUAAAUGGUUGAAGGAUGAUGGUACAUAUCCAAUGGAUUUCUAUUCAAAUGACAGUCUAGGGCCCUGGACACCUAAUUAUAAGCCAGUGCUCUGUUCAGAUGGUGACAAGAAAUGUGAUAACUGUUGUGGAGGGAAAGAUAAGUAGUGGUACUUACUGGCACAUUUUGGGGGAUGACAGCUGCUGUCUCACGAGCUUGUUGGAAAACUUGCGAGUCCAUGAACUUUGAAGGGAAAGUCUCAGCAAAGUUCUGUAUGGGCACAUUCUUGGUGUCCUUACUGCAAAACAAGAAUAAAACUAGAUUAAAAUGUACUUUAAAUGUAUGUUGUAUUGUGAAAGAAUGUUUUAUUAUUUAAAAGAGUCAUAAUAAGUUAUAAUUGAUAAUGGCUAUCAAUAUUAGAUAACAAAUAACUACAUCUGAUUGUACCUACUUUUUAAUAUUAUUUGUACUUUUUGGCAAUUUUUUUAGCUAGAUAAUAUAUAAUGCUUUUAUAGGCUUACCAGGCAGCAUUAAACUACUUUUUAGAUAAAUUACAGAUGACAUGAUACAAUGACAUUAUUAAACUUGGAAAACACCAAUUCUUGUUAUUAAUGCAAAUUAAAUCUUAAUGUUAUCUUUUACAUCAUCAUCAUCAUCCUCCGAGCCUUUUCCCAAACUAUGUUGGGGUCGGCUUCCAGUCUAACCGGAUUCAGCUGAGUACUAGUGCUUUUCAAGAAGCGACUGCCUAUCUGACCUCCUCAACCCAGUUACCCGGGCGACCCGAUACCCCUUGGUUAGACUGGUGUCAGACUUACAGGUUUCUGACUACCCGUAACGACUGCCAAGGAUGUUCAAUGACAGCCGGGACCUACAGUUUAACGUGCCAUCCGAAACACAGUCACCGGUGUCUAAUAUAUACUUAGAAAGUACAUACAAACUUAGAAAAGUUGCAUUGGUACUUGCCUGACCUGGAAUCGAACCCGCGCCCUCACACUCGAGAGGUUGGUUCUUUGUCCACUAGGCCAACUUUUAAUUUUAAUGUUAACUUUUACAUAAGUAAAUAUUUAUUUAUACAGAUAAUGAUAAAGUUCAAGUUUGUGAUAUUUGUACAAUGAGAAUUGUAUAUUUAUAAUAUUUUUAAUUUAAUUUCUACUUACCGAUGCAUCAAUGCUACUGAGUAACAAUAGUUGAACAGCUGUGGGUUCAGGUUGCCUCUGGCAAACACACAUGUUGACAGGAAAUCUUGCAACUGAUUUUCAGGAACACCUAACAAGCAAAUAUUAAUAAUUAGCUGCUAUUUUAAUAAACAUUUUAAUACAAA